Molecule: messenger RNA, 1845 nt
Organism: Chelonia mydas (Green sea turtle)
Lineage: Eukaryota; Metazoa; Chordata; Testudines; Cheloniidae
Gene: RWDD2B
Product: RWD domain containing 2B
Exons: 5
Coding region: 617-1501 (294 amino acids)
Molecular function (GO): protein binding
Source: RefSeq, a predicted model, not a curated record
AGUCGCAGCGCAGGCGCGAUAGCGGAGUGGCUGUGUUCCCUCCCAGCGCAGGCGCAGGCGCAGGCCGCGGGGGGCGGCGGCGGUGAGUUGCGGGCCCGUGCUGGGCAGGGAGCGGCUGCGUACGCAGGUGUAGCGCUGCGCGGUGUGAGCGGCCCAAGCGGGGCGGGGCCGAUCCCGGGCCCAGCGUGGUGAUUUAAAGCUCAGAUUUUCAAAUCAUUCAGGGGAACUGUUUCCGCCCCUGUGUCGUUUCCCCCGCCGGCCAAAGCGCCUGCGCCCAGGCCCCGGCAGCGGUGCGGGGAGGUAACGCCUCUCCCUGGGCCCGCGGCUGCGGUCGGUGGGAGCUGAGCUUACACCGGCCUCGUCUUCCGGUCUGGGGCAGGGGCCCCGGCAGCCUGGCCGCUCCACGCGCGGUGGGACCGGUGGCUCAGCAAGCGGAGUUGUGAGAGCGUCUUGCUGAAGCGAAGGGACCAUUCACGGGAGCGUGGCCCAUUGGCCACGACUUACGACGACUUAUGCUCAGCAAUCGGUUCCCCCUUGUGUGAGGCUGGGAGUAUCCGAUGAAGCGAGCUGUAGCUCACCAACGCUUAUGCUCAAAUAAAUUGGAAACAGCUAAAACAUGGCCAAAAUGAGUAACUUGGAAGAAGCUGAAGUACAACUUUCUGAGUUAGACCUACUUUCUAGUAUGUUUCCUGAUGAAGAUGAGUUUGUUGUGACUGACCAGCUGGCUGUAGCAGAACUAAAACAGUAUAUUGAUAAUAAGACUUCAGAGAUCCCAUCUUCAAAAGUUCAGUUUACACUGAAUGUAAAGCAAGAGGUUGCUGAUGCCACUAUGGUAAUGCUUUCUUUAUCCUAUGCUUUACCAUUUAACUACCCAGCUGUUCUACCAGAAAUUACUGUCAGGUCACCAUCAUUAAGCCGAUCACAGCAGAUUAAUCUGAACACAGAUCUAAAAACAUACUUGAAGAGAAACUGCAGUGGUGAGGUCUGUAUAUUAAAUGCAAGAGAAUGGGUUAAAGAUCAUGCAGCUGCUUAUAUCGAUAAGGAGCUUUCAUCUUCCUCAGAGACGACAUUAAGGACUAUGCAGUCAGAAGAUGUCAUCUUCACUAGAUUAUGGAUCUAUAGUCAUCACAUCUACAACAAGCAUAAAAGAAAGAAUAUUGUUGAUUGGUCUAAGGAGCUCGCUCUUUCGGGGUUUAGCAUGCCUGGGAAACCAGGUGUUGUUUGUGUAGAAGGCCCACAGAGUGCUUGUGAAGAAUUCUGGUCAAGAAUCAGAAGAUUAACAUGGCAGAGAAUUUUAAUUCGCCACAGAGAGGAUAUUUCUCUGGAUGGGUCACAUGCUGAGAUGCAGAAACAAAGAAAAUUCUCAUCUUUUGAAGAAAAAGUAUUUGAUGCGCAUGGUACCAGAGGAAAGCAUAUGGAUCUGGGGCAGCUGUAUCAUUUUUUAGAUGAAAAGGGGUGUGCUAAUGUUUUUCAGAUGUACUUUGGAGUUGAAGGAUGUUAGAUCAGCAAGGAUCCAAUCUAUGAACUUGAAAAAUUAUGUGACAGUCUUGGAUAAAUUAUUCUUUUCCCCUCUGAAAUAGUUGAUCAGGGAGGGAAAUGGAUACUUCUGCUUUAUAAGAUGAAUUCAGUUUUCCAUGAAAACGAAUAUUCUUUUAAAUAAUGCUUGUGAAAAUGACUACAUGAAUGCUUUAAUAUAAACAUAUUUUAAAGGGAAAGAUAUAAUGAUGCUAAUUACAAAGACAACUUUUUGAGAGAUGCUGUAUACUAUUUAUAAUCUGAAUGAUUAAAACUUCACUUUGGAGAAGUUGAUUAUAUCUGUGUAAUAUAGUAAAAAAGAUCCAAACA